Molecule: messenger RNA, 1470 nt
Organism: Prunus avium (sweet cherry)
Lineage: Eukaryota; Viridiplantae; Streptophyta; Magnoliopsida; Rosales; Rosaceae
Gene: TIC22-IV
Product: Tic22-like family protein
Biological process (GO): protein transport
Cellular component (GO): chloroplast
Source: RefSeq, a predicted model, not a curated record
CUCGUUUGGCUUGAUAGCGGUUCUCAAAAGACGCAGCGCAGCGCAACCAAGGAAACCCUCUCCUGAAACCGCUACUUCUAUAAACGUGUUUCGUCAAAAUCAACCUUAUCAAAACGCCAUUUUGCUCUGCUUCUCUCUCACAUAGUAUACUGAGACAAGACAAUGGAGUCCCCAAAGCCCUACGGGCGCUCAAACCCUCUGCUCUCGCUCUCCACUUUCAUACACCAGAACUGCCUCCGCCUCGGCGCCGAGCUCUCCAGCCGUCUCGAAGACACCAAGCGGCUCGCCGGAACCCUCGCCGGAAGCUUGGCGCCGGCGGCGAGCAGGCGUAUGCGCUCGGCUCCGGUUGCUCCGCCCUUCGCGUGGCUGUCUCAGAGCAAUCACGCCUUGGCCGCGACCAUCAGCUCGGACCACGUGGCGAAGAGCCUAGCCGGCACGGCGGUGUAUACGGUUAGCAAUUCGAACAAUGAGUUUGUGCUUAUCUCUGAUCCCAAUGAAGCCAAGUCCAUUGGCCUCCUCUGCUUUCGCCACGAAGAUGCCGAAGCCUUCCUAGCUCAAGUUCGUUCGAGGAGAGAGUUACGAAGUGCGGCUAAGGUUGUCCCGAUUACUCUCGACCAGGUAUACAUGCUGAAGGUUGAAGGAAUUGCGUUCCGGUUUUUGCCUGAUCCAGUUCAAAUAAGGAAUGCACUCGAGCUCAAAUCCGCUGACAAGAGUGCGUUUGAUGGAGUUCCUGUUUUUCAGUCGGACCUUCUGGUUAUGAAGAAGAGAAACAAGCGUUACUGCCCAAUAUAUUUCACCAAGGAAGAUAUUGAAAGAGAAUUGUCAAAGGUCUCUAGAGCGUCCAGAGGACCAGUUUCUGAACAUAUUAUGGUUGGUAGUUUGGAAGAUGUUUUGAGAAAAAUGGAGUUAAGUGAAAAGAAUUCAGGCUGGGAAGAUCUGAUUUUCAUUCCACCUGGAAAAAGCUACUCCCAACACAUUCAGGAUGUGGUUAAAGCCUGAAGCCUACAAAGUCCAUCUUCAACUAACCAUACAAGGAUUUGCUGGGCAGUGAGCUCAAUAGCAUGUCUCCAGAGGUUCAUAAUAAAGCAGGUCAGAGCUAGAGGCUUGUAGUUGGUCAAUGAUAUGCAAAGGGAAGCUGAGGUUAGAAGAGACAAUAGAAAAAUGGAACAACCUGAAUAUGUUUCGUUGGAGUUGGGCGAAUUGCCAACAGUGGACGGAGGUGGAGGUUGGUGAAUUGCCAAACUGUACUUGUACAGCUUUAUAAAUUUGAUAUCAUUGUUAUCUAGGGAGUGUAUUAAAGUUUCUGAUUUCAUAGAGGGGUUAGAGUCUUCAACUACUUAAAGUUGCUUUUCGACCCCUGUGUAACACCAUGUUGAAAGUCUUCAACUAGUUUAGUGUCUGGUAAAACGACGGUGUUUGGGUGCUACUUUAAGGAUUGUUGUGGAAAUGGGCCCAAACUUGAUGACCAAA